This is a messenger RNA of Coffea eugenioides, 1932 nucleotides long. RefSeq lists its product as uncharacterized. Gene Ontology annotation, molecular function: nucleic acid binding. The record is from RefSeq and is a predicted model, not a curated record. Gene Ontology annotation, biological process: DNA integration. Lineage: Eukaryota; Viridiplantae; Streptophyta; Magnoliopsida; Gentianales; Rubiaceae. The transcript is spliced from 6 exons. Bases 1 to 1932 code for a protein of 643 amino acids.
AUGAAGGCGGAGAUUGCUCAGUUUGUACAAAGGUGUCUUACGUGCCAACAAGUGAAAGCUGAGCAUAAAAAACCGUCAGGUCUAUUACAGCCUUUAGAGAUCCCUGAAUGGAAAUGGGAGCACAUAACGAUGGAUUUUGUAUCAGGGUUACCACGAACACAAAAGGGGCAUGAUGCGAUUUGGGUAAUAGUGGAUCGAUUAACUAAGACCGCACAUUUCCUGCCAGUAAAUAUGAAAUAUUCUUUGGAGAAACUUGCCAAACUUUAUAUGGAUGAAGUGGUAAGACUACAUGGGGUACCAGUAAGCAUUGUAUCUGAUAGAGACCCAAGGUUUGUAUCCCGAUUUUGGCAGAAAUUGCAAGAGGCUCUAGGAACUAAGUUGAAUUAUAGUACAGCAUAUCACCCGCAAACUGAUGGACAAUCUGAGAGAACUAUUCAAACUCUUGAGGAUAUGCUGAGAGCCUGUAUUGUGGACUUUGGAGGAGGUUGGAGUCAAUACUUAACCUUGGUUGAAUUUGCAUAUAACAAUAGUUAUCAUUCCUCUAUUCAAAUGGCCCCAUAUGAAGCCUUGUAUGGACGACGAUGUCGAUCUCCAAUCCAUUGGGAUGAAGUGAUCCGCCAAAGACUUCAAACAGCCCAAAGCCGACAGAAAAGUUAUGCCGAUCAUCGGAGGAAGGAUUUGGAGUUUGAGAUAGGGGAUAAAGUGUUUCUUUGGAUUACACCAUUGAAGGGAAAGAUUAGAGCAGGAAAAGGGAAAAAGUUGCAACCACGAUAUCAUCCGGAUCCGACUCACAUUUUGCCACCCGAAGAUGUUGAACUCGACGAGUCCUUAAACUAUGAAGAACGACCCAUUCAAAUCUUGGAUCGGAAGGUGAAGGACCUGAGAAACAAGCAGAUUUCUUUAGUAAAGGUUCUAUGGAAGCAUCAUGAAGUGGAAGAAGCAACUUGGGAGCUAGAAAAGGACAUGCAAGAAAAAUAUCCGACAUGUUCACGACGAAAGGGCAUAAGGAGAGACAUGGAGCAAGAUCAACAACCGCCUUCCAAAGACUAUACUCUGUUGUUCACCGCCAUGAGGCAUGAGCUCAAACGCAUUAGUGAGCAACAAAUGGAGGAGUUGCACACCCGGUUUGACGAACUCGCCAAGAGUCUCACCCCAGGCUCUCAUUCUGGAUCACGCAACCGGAGUAGCCGUGGCCUCAAAGGAGCACCCAGUGAGGACUACUCCGCCAGUGAAGACGACGAGCAACCCGAAAAGCCUCGACGGGACACGCCUAAGAACGAACUCAAGGGGCUUAAGAUUCAAUCUCAGUGUCCAAACCAACGGGUCAUGCUCAUCACUCACAAUGGCGAGAUCGUGUCUGAUGAUGACGAUUGUGAGGAGAUGCCCGAAUUCGUCAAAGACGACUGCCUGGAAGACGAGUCAGCUGAGGAAGAUUGCUCGCCUACCCAAGGAGAAGUAGGAGACAAGGUGUGCAGUCUCAUCAUCGACGGUGGGAGUUGCACGAAUGUGGCAAGCUUACUCAUGGUUGAGAGCUUAGGGCUCCCCACUACUAAACAUCCACACCCUUAUCGCCUCCAAUGGCUGAGUGAGGAUGGGGAGGUACGGGUCUUCAAGCAGGUACGCAUUCCCUUUUCCAUUGGCACUUACACUGAUGAAGUUAUUUGUGACGUCGUGCCUAUGCACGCAACCCAUGUCAUCCUGGGGAGACCCUGGCAAUUUGACAAAAACGUCACAUUCGACGGAAGGGCAAACAAGUACACCCUCUUACAUGAUGGCAAGCGCAAGGUCCUCACCCCACUUACACCUGCACAAGUGUAUGAGGACCAACUUAAGUUGCAAAGAGAGUGUGAGCAAGAUCGUCAAAGGAGGAAACCAAAGGCGGUCGACCCUGGCAACGGCUCCACUUCUGCAAAUGCGCCAUCGACUAUGUGA